Paramuricea clavata is the source of this 5148-nucleotide messenger RNA. NCBI's taxonomy places the organism in Eukaryota, Metazoa, Cnidaria, Anthozoa, Malacalcyonacea, Plexauridae. The record is from the annotation of a GenBank genome assembly.
AUGUCUUUAAAAUACACAGUGGUGUUAGUGUGGGUUAUUUAUUUGUGUUACAAAGUGGUUAUAACUGGUUGUGAAGUGGUUUUGGUGAAUCGAAAUGUUACAGACAGCUUCCGUUUUGGGAAAGAUGGUUGUACGAAUGAUGAACGUGUUUGUACAAGUUCGGCAACAUGUCAGUCUGAUGGCUCGUGUUUGUGUAGUGCUGAUAAACCUAAUUUUAGAAAUCCUGCAACAAGAUCUGGUGUUGAUAAAAGUUAUGGCUGUCUUGACAGUGAGAGUAUCCGCUUUGGCCUGGUUGGUGAGUGGCUUGUAAUUCAUUUCAACUUAACAUUUGUGCCACCAAAUGAUUGAAUUAUUAAGUUUCCAUUGUUAAAGAGUUUACUGAAGAUUAUUAUACGCAUAAUGACAUAAAGUUUGCAUUAGGUUUAAUAGUUGACUUUGUGCCAAAUCUGUGUGACAUGAUGAUGCACAAUAAUAUCUACAAACAAUAUACAUGUUUAUUCUGAAAUACGCCAAUCUUACCGUAAUAAACCUUUCCGGUAAUUGCGUCACAGCUAUAUUGAUUUCAACUUAGGACCACCUUAAAUGGAAUGGAUUUCAAGUUUUUUUCUCAUCGGCUGGAUUUCAAGGGAUUUUUCUCAUAAAUAAGAUAUGCUCGGUUAUAAUACAAAGUAGCACAAUACUUGUAUACUGACAGAACAAAGCAUCAUUUUCACAAAGAAGCAUUAAUUUCCUAUUAAGUUCCUAUUAAUUUCGAAUGAAGCACUAUUUUCCAUGCUUACUCAUAUACUGUAUCUAAUUAAUGUGGGCACAUCAGCAUAAUUGCCCUUAAUCUAGUCAAAUAUGGUUAAAAGACUUUUCUGAAUUUUCAAAUUGGAUUUUUUCUACCCAACUCUCGAACAUCAGUGGGAAUACUAUUCCAAAAAUUAGUUUUAAUUUGAGUAUUCAACAUAGAAGUUAUUUGAUACAAUUCUAUUACUAGGUUAUAAAAACGUUUCCACUGACGAUGUUUUGAACGAUGUUCCUGCACAUCUGCUUAAUUUACAUAUAAUAAAAUAAAAUAAACUCAAAUUGAAUAGAAUCUCAACACCAAUCCCAUGCAAUCCUGACAUUCUCUAUACAAAUCCUGAUCCUUGUAGCAACAUAUCAGGCUAAUGUAGAGAUAAAAUGACGUGAAAGGCAACCUGCAAGUCGUAUAGGUAUAAAAUAGCCAGAAUGAACGAAGCGAAUGAGCGAUUUGUCAAUUUUGCAAAAUUUAUUUAGUUUGACUUACCCAAAAAGUCGAUCAUAUUCUAAACUUUAUUUAACUAUAGGGGGAUCCGAAAACUGCUCAUUUGGCCCUUUUCAACUUCUACCCUACAGCCAGAACAAACCAGCCAGAAAAUUCAGUGGCAGUGACAAUCAAAGGAUGGAGAAUUGUUACUUGUUCUAUCUCCCACAGGCAAAGUUUCCAAACAACGCCACAGAAAUAGAGCUGCAACGGUUUGAAAAAUCUGACGUUGAUUUGAACGUCUCUAAUAAUGACCUGUAUUUCAAAGUACGUAUAAAUGUAUUCAAUCAUUCAUAUUUGUCUUUAACUGUGCGUAAAAUUAGUUUGUUUUUCCGUUCCUAGUGGAAAAGGUCGGUUCCAAAUUUGAAAGGGACGAUAAUUACUUUCAGUCUCCAAUGCGUGGCGAAGAACGAGAAUGCACGGAGAACGACACACCAAAUAACAUGCCUGCGAGCAAAGGUUCUUGGAACAUGGUCUGCAGGUAAUUGUUAGAAAAAUAAAACUUUAAAAUACAAUACUGAAGGCUGCAUUAAAAUCCUUCCAACCUGUGAGCAUGUGUAAUGAAGUUAUAGUAUCAUAUAGUUUGAAUGGCGAGCUUAUAUAUGAAACAAGAAGUUUCAGUACAUAAUUAAAACUCUUUAAAGAAACAAGUUCCAGCUGGAAGAACCAACUGAGCCGACAGUAACCUCCAACCAACGUUCAUAUCAAUCAUUCUAAAUAAUCAUACGCAUACAUAACUAUAUAAAUGAUUCACCUUCGUCUAGAUGCUGUUUCUGAGUCAACGAAAGUCUCUGUAUCAACUGAGCCAACAAUAACUUCUACCAAACCUAAAUCUUCACAGACAACAACAAUAUCAACCUCGUCUGUACUAACUGGGCCAAAAAAGGUCUCUCUAUCAACAGACGCAAGAGUAACCUCCAUCCAUCCUAAAUCUUUACAGAUAACAACAAAAUAUACUUCGUUUGUAGCAGUCACAACAGCAGAAACAAGUAUGUUUUAUAGGCAACUUCUUUAUUUCUUUUGUGCUUUCGUCUUUAUAUAUUAUUAGUGGGAAAUUAUUUAAAUGCUUCAUUUUAUCCAGACACCGUCUCUACACCGACUGAGGUCUCUUCGCCAACUGAGCCAAUAGAAAUCACUCCACCAACUGAGGCUACAAAUGUCCCUGUAUCAACAGGGGCAACAGUAACCUCCAGCCAACGUAAAUCUUCCCAGAUAAAAACAAAAUCAACUUCCUCUUUAACAGUAUCAACAGCAGAACCAAAUAAGUUUUACAAAUAACUUCUUUAAUUUUUAUUCCAUUGAAUUGAUGUCUUUACUUUUACUCAUGCCUUUUUCUCUGUAGCAGACCAUGCUCUAGCUUGCCGCCAAAAGGGGUUAAGCGGUUACGAAUUAAAUAAUAGAUAUCCAGCUCUCCAUGUACAUCUAAAAUUGAAAACUGCAUGGUAAAUUAUUCUUCCUAGGAACAAUUCCCACCGGUUUAACUCCGGUGGUAACUAAAGAACCAACGACAUCAGCAUUAAACUCAACUGGUACCAUGUUGCCUACCACUUCAACUCGUUCUAGUGAAAUAUCGAGCAGAGAUGGUGAUUCCAGUAGUAGAGCAAUUAUUGUCAUAGCUGUUUUGGCAGCUGUAACACUGUUGAUAAUCUUGGUUGCCAUUAUCUGGUGCUUGUGUAAACGCAAGAAGAGAUACAGGUAAGCUUUUUAAAGACAUCAAUGAAUAACGUUUCGUGUCUGUUUGGGUUUAGUAUCAUGUAAUGUGUCAAGGCCUCUUUUAAGAAUUUGUCAGCGGGGGGCAUUUACAAAAGGGACCAUACUGUACUGAGUAUAGAAGGAUGGCAGAUGGUUAUUGGUAAUAAAAAGUUUGGUGUGGUGUCGCAUGUAUUAGUAGGUGGGUCUUUGAAAAUCUUUGUAUUUUUCCACUCCCAGGACUGCAUAUAUUUUGUGCAUUUUCUGAAACGGAUUUUUGGAGAUACAGCGUUACAUUAUUCUGUAGAUAGACCGAAUCUUCAGUUAAGUACUUCCGUCGUAUGUUUAUGUAAAACUGCCACUCGAUCGCUAAUUUGUUUAGUCUAGCCUUUCAUCAACUCAAAUCUAUGGGGUCUGGGAUAUGCUACACACUUGGAAAGUAUUUACAACACAAUGUAUAGUAUUUUUUAAAAGACAUUGAAUCAGUUGAAGAUAAAAGACAGGACAUGAGAUUCACAAAGCAAGGUUCAGUUACUAGAAUAUCAAACCUCUCUUCUAAAUUCUAUUUUUCUUCUAAUGUUUUACUUAUCUUUUAGAGAAAAGAGACCUUGACUAGAGCGGGGAUGGUUGACUGAGGGGAGGCACCAUGGGUGCUGGGAGAUGGGGGGGGGGGGCUGGCUUUGGCCCAGUUAUAUAGAGUGAAAAAAGACCCUGCAAUGUGUGACAUAAUAUAGCCAAAAUUGAAUCAGUAUCUCUCAUUAAAUUUGAAGUAAUUGCAGUUUUGAUGCUUUCCUCAACUAAUGGAUCAACAAAAAGCCUCACAUAAUUAUUAAUGAGAAUGACAUCACUAGAAAAUGUCACACCUCAUGUACUUUGAUAUUUUUACAACAGCCUAAGAAAGCAUUCAAGUCACGGAAGUUCCUGCAAAGAAGACGGUAUGUAUAAUUAUGUAUACUAUUAUUUCUAUUUAACUAUUUAAUUACUUUAAGAUUGUUCACAUUGCAGAACAUGUACUACCUUUGCUUAACUCAGUAGUGGGUUCUGUACAACAUCAGAUCACUUUAAUAAUGGAUAGCACACAUUCAAGGACAUGUACUACUUCCGCAUGAUCUAAUCCUGAUUGACUCAGCAGUGAGUUCUGUGCAGUAUUAGAUCACAGUGCGUCUUAUUUUCUCAAUUCAGGUUCCAUGGGGAUGAAGCAGUUCAAUUACACAGAGAGUAAUCUACGCGGCCCAGACGAUCAUGCUUAUGCAACGCCAAAUGUACAGACUGAGAGUACCGUUGUAAAAGCUAACUCUGCUUAUGAAACUCCAGAUAGCCAGUUCGUGGUUGUAGAAGCCAACCCUGCUUAUGAAAUUCCAGAUAACCAAUUCGUGGUUGUACAAGCUAAACCUGCUAACGAAAAGCCAGAUAGCCAGAGUGUGAUUGUAGAAGCUAACCCUGCUUAUGAAAAGCCAGAUAACCAGAGAGUGAUUGUAGAAGCCAACCCUGUUUAUGAAAAGCCAGAUAGCCAGAGUGUGAUUGUAGAAGCUAACCCUGCUUAUGAAACGUCAGAUAGCCAGAGUGUGGUUGUACAAGCUAACCCUGUUUAUGAAACGCCAGAUAGCCAGAGUGUGAUUGUACAAGCUAACCCUGCUUAUGAAAUGCCAGAGAGCCAGAGUAUGGUUGUAGAAGCUAACCCUGCUUAUGAAACACCAGAUAGCCAGAGUGUGAUUGUAGAAGCUAACCCUGCUUAUGAAACACCAGAUAGCCAGAGUGUGAUUGUAGAAGCUAACCCUGCUUAUGAAACGCCAGAUAGCCAGAGUGUGAUUGUAGAAGCUAACCCUGCUUAUGAAACGCCAGAUAACCAGAGUGUUGUUGUAGAAGGUAACCCUGCUUAUGAAACGCCAGAUAGCCAACGCGUGGUUGUAGAAGCUAACCCUGCAGAUCAUAAAAGUAAAGAAGCCAAUAUCGCCAGUUGUAAUCCAGAACCUGGAUAUGAAUCCGUCGAUAUGAAAAAGAGAGUGUCCAACGAUUCUCAAGUAGAUCCUGUGUAUGCGACGCCUGAUGUCAAAAAAAGAGAAGUCGAUCGCGUUAAUUCUUAUCCAGAUCCUGGGUAUGAACUCAUCAAUCGUGUUAAUUCUUAUCCGGAGCCUGGGUAUGAAACUCCAGAUUUCAAAAAGAAAGAAAUCAAUGCGGCUACUGCAAAUUAG